GUUUCGCUUUCCCUUCGCUGGAAGAAGCCCUGACGUCACUUCGGUGGCUCGCGUUCGUUCGUUCGUUCAUGCUUUUUUUUUUUUCCUUUUUUUUUUUCCCUCCCUUUUCCUUCCCCUCUUUCCUCCGCCGAAGCUUUUCGGUUCCAAUCAGGCUUUUUGGCUGUUUCGGGCUGCCUUGGAAUCCAUGGUUUGUCGGGGGAACUUUCCGCCGCGUCUUUGAGCAAAAAGGCAGAAGAGCGACGAAGAGGCUUAUUUGGUGGUGGUGGUGGUGGGGAGAAGGCUAACUUUUGGGGGGGGGACGGGAGGUGGAGGGGGGGGGCGGCAAGGCUUGUCCCGAUGCAAGAUGCCGAGCACCCGCGCUUUGAUCUUCAUGCUCACCUUCCAGAUCUGCUCCUUGGAGACCGAAACGCCGACAGCUGGCUGCACAUUUGAAGAAGACGGGGACCUAAAUCAGUGUGAAUACAGCCAAGGUGUUGACGAUGACUUUGAGUGGGAGCUGAUCCGAAGCUACCUUCUUCCCCAUCUGACCUCCGACCUUCCUCAUGGUUCUUAUCUGAUGGUCAAUUCCUCCCAGCACAGUCCAGGGCAGAAAGCACAGAUCCUCUUCCAGACAUUGAGUGAAAAUGACACUCACUGUCUUCAGUUCAGCUACUUCAUGUACAGCCGAGAUGGGCACAGUCCUGGGACUUUGAAUGUCUUUGUCAAAAUGAACGGAGGGCCACUGGGAAGCGUGGUGUGGAAUGUCUCUGGCUCCCAUGGUCGGCAAUGGCAUCAGGUGGAGCUUGCUGUCAGCAUGUUUUGGCCCAACGAGUAUCAGGUAUUGUUUGAAGCAGUCGUUUCCAGUGAAAGGCAUGGCUACUUGGGAUUGGAUGACAUCCUGCUCUUGAAUUACCCCUGCUCCAAAGCACCUCAUUUUUCCCGCCUGGGUGAUGUGGAGGUAAAUGCCGGACAGAAUGCUACUUUUCAGUGUGUAGCUGCCGGCAAGGCUUCGGAGACAGAGAGAUUCCUCAUGCAGAAGCAGAAUGGGGUCGUCAUUCCCACCGUCUCAGUGAAGCACAUCAGUCACCGAAGAUUUUUGGCUACAUUUCAACUGGACCAAGUCUUGAAAGGAGACCAGGACUUAUACCGCUGUGUGACUCAGUCUAGCAGGGGCUCCGGUGUCAGUAACUUUGCCGAGCUGAUAGUCAAAGAGCCUCCAACGCCCAUCGCACCCCCACAGCUUUUGAGAGCAGGUUCAACAUACUUAAUCAUCCAGCUCAACACCAACUCAAUCAUUGGAGACGGUCCUAUUGUAAGGAAAGAGAUUGAGUACCGGAUGACUUCUGGACCUUGGUCGGAAGUACAUGCUGUAAACAUGCAGACCUAUAAAUUAUGGCAUCUCGAUCCCGACACAGAGUAUGAAAUCAGUGUCCUGCUGACCCGGCCAGGAGAUGGUGGGACUGGCAAACCCGGACCUCCACUCAUCAGUAGGACAAAGUGUGCAGAGCCCAUGAGGGCCCCCAAAGGCCUUGCCUUUGCAGAGAUCCAAUCCAGGCAGCUGAUCCUUCAGUGGGAGCCUUUGGGUUACAACCUGACACGCUGUCACACAUAUACUGUCACGCUCUGCUAUCGCUAUGCUGUAGGCGCUGGCCAUAACCAGACCUUUCGUGAAUGUGUGAAGAUGGAGCAUGGUACCAAUCAUUACACCAUCAAGAACCUUCUGCCUUAUAAAAAUGUCCAUGUCAAGCUCAUCCUGUCUAAUCCUGAAGGCCGGAAAGAAGGAAAAGAGAUGAUAUUUCAGACCGAUGAAGAUGUCCCUGGAGGCAUAGCUUCAGAAUCCCUCACAUUCACCCCUCUAGAGGACAUGAUUUUUCUGAAAUGGGAAGAGCCGGUGGAACCCAAUGGUCUCAUAACACAAUAUGAGAUCAGCUACCAGAGCAUUGAAUCCUUUGACCCAGCAGUCAAUGUGCCUGGCCCACGACGCACCGUCUCCAAGCUCCGAAAUGAAACUUAUCAUGUUUUCUCCAACCUUCAUCCCGGGACAACCUACCUUUUUUCAGUAAGAGCACGAACUGGCAAGGGCUUUGGUCAAACAGCUCUGACUGAGAUCACCACCAACAUCUCAGCACCUAGUUUUGAUUAUGGAGACAUACCUUCACCACUGGGAGAGUCGGAUAGCACCAUCACUGUUCUCCUGCGGCCAGCACAGGGCAGGGGUGCCCCAAUCAGCACAUAUCAAGUCAUUGUGGAAGAAGACAGACCUAGGAAGAUCAAGCGGGAGUUAAGUGGCCCAGAAUGCUUUCCAGUGCCACUCACUUUUGAUGAUGCCAUGUCCCGUGGCUUGGUUCACUACUUCGGAGCUGAACUGUCCCCAGGCAGCCUCACAGAAGCCAGACCCUUCACUGUAGGGGACAAUCAAACCUACAGUGGUUACUGGAAUCCUCCGCUGGAACCCAAGAAAGCCUAUCUCAUCUAUUUCCAGGCUAUGAGCAAUCUCAAAGGGGAAACAAGGCUGAAUUGUAUCCGAAUAGCUCGGAAAGCUGCCUGUAAAGAAAGCAAGCGUCCCUUGGAAGUUUCCCAGCACUCGGAGGAAAUGGGUCUCAUUUUGGGCAUCUGUGCUGGAGGACUGGUGGUGUUGAUCAUCCUCCUUGGGGCAAUCAUCGUUGUCAUUCGGAAAGGGAGGAACUACUAUUCUUAUUCCUAUUACCCGAAACCUGUCAACAUGACCAAAGCCACAAUCAACUACCGCAAUGAGAAAACACACAUGAUGAGCGCAAUUGACCAGAGCUUCACAGACCAGAGUACCCUUCAGGAAGAUGAGAGGCUGGGAUUAUCUUUCAUGGAUACUCACAAUUACAACAACAGAGGUGAUCAACGUUCCAAUAUUGUCAAUGAGUCCAGCAGCCUUUUAGGGGGGUCCCCUCGAAGGCAGUGUGGACGCAAAGGCUCCCCCUAUCACACUGGGCAGCUUCACCCUGCUGUCCGAGUGGCCGAUCUUCUCCAGCACAUCAAUCAAAUGAAAACAGCGGAAGGGUAUGGCUUCAAGCAAGAAUAUGAGAGUUUCUUUGAAGGCUGGGAUGCUUCAAAGAAGAAAGAAAAGACCAAAGGGAGACAAGAUCACAUGCCUACCUAUGACCGACAUCGGGUUAAGCUCCAUCCACUUCUUGGUGAUCCCAACUCUGACUAUAUCAAUGCCAACUACAUUGAUAUUCGGAUAAACCGAGAAGGUUACCAAAGGUCUAACCACUUCAUAGCCACACAAGGCCCCAAACAGGAGAUGGUCUAUGAUUUUUGGCGGAUGGUGUGGCAGGAACACUGUUCCAGCAUAGUGAUGAUAACAAAGCUGGUAGAAGUGGGAAGAGUUAAGUGUGCCAAGUAUUGGCCAGAUGACUCAGAGAUGUAUGGAGACAUUAAAAUUACCCAGAUGAAAUCAGAGACUCUGGCAGAAUACGUGGUGAGGACAUUCGCCCUGGAAAGGAGGGGCUAUUCAGCAAGGCAUGAAGUAAAGCAGUUCCACUUCACGUCAUGGCCAGAACACGGGGUACCCUACCACGCCACGGGGCUGCUGGCAUUCAUUCGCAGAGUCAAAGCUUCUACACCUCCUGAUGCAGGACCCAUAGUUAUUCACUGCAGCGCUGGCACUGGACGGACAGGUUGCUACAUUGUCCUGGAUGUGAUGCUGGAUAUGGCUGAGUGUGAAGGAGUUGUAGACAUAUACAAUUGUGUGAAGACUCUGUGCUCACGGAGAAUCAACAUGAUUCAGACUGAAGAGCAAUAUGUCUUCAUCCAUGAUGCCAUAUUGGAAGCCUGUCUCUGUGGAGAGACCAGCAUUCCCAUCAGUGAGUUCAGACCUACAUACAAAGAGAUGGUUAGGAUAGAUCCACAGAGCAAUUCGUCCCAGCUGCGGGAGGAAUUUCAGCAGACUCUGAAUUCUGUAACACCCCACCUGGAUGUGGAGGAGUGCAGCAUUGCCCUUCUACCACGCAAUCGUGAAAAAAAUCGGAGUAUGGAUGUGCUGCCUCCAGACCGGUGCCUCCCUUUUUUGAUCUCCAUGGAUGGAGACAGCAACAACUACAUCAACGCGGCCUUAACUGAUAGCUACACCAAGAGUGCUGCUUUCAUUGUAACCUUGCACCCCUUACAAAACACCACAACAGAUUUCUGGAGGUUGGUAUAUGACUAUGGCUGCACCUCCAUCAUUAUGCUAAACCAGCUCAACCAGUCCAAUUCUGCCUGGCCUUGUUUACAAUAUUGGCCAGAACCAGGCCUUCAGCAAUAUGGACCGAUGCAGGUGGAAUAUAUAUCUCGGUCAAGUGAUGAAGAUGUUGUAGCCCGUCUUUUCCGGGUGCAGAACAUAACACGGUUACAGGAAGGACACUUGAUGGUCCGGCACUUUCAGUACCUGCGGUGGUCAGCCUACAGAGAUAUUCCAGAUUCAAAAAAGUCUUUCCUGAAUUUAUUAGCCCAAGUAGAGAAGUGGCAAGGAGAGAGCGGCAAUGGCAGGACCAUUGUCCAUUGUUUGAAUGGAGGUGGACGGAGUGGUACCUUCUGCGCCUGCACCAUGAUCCUGGAGAUGAUCAGGUGUCACAAGCUGGUGGAUGUUUUCUUUGCCGCAAAGACCCUUCGCAACUAUAAGCCAAAUAUGGUCGAGACCUUUGAACAGUACCACUUCUGCUAUGACAUAGUCCUGGAACAUCUGGAUUCACUAGAGACCAGAUAGCAUCUUGUCCAAGCAUCCCAAAGUUGCCAGCAGAGCAGAGCCUAUACAAACUCAACCCCAUGUACACAGUGUUGUGCAUAUGCCAGCCAUGAGUUUGAUAUCUGCGUGUCAUUUCUAUGUAUAUGGAUACUGGAGUGUGCGGAAUGGGCAUCUCCGGUAGGUCUCUUUGUGACGCUAAGACUCAUCGGCUGGAAAGAACCCAGCACUACAGACAGCAGACAACAAGCAAAAUCCAGCCUCUGUCUCAACACGGUCACAGGAGAUUGGAAGAAGCAAUGGGAUUUCUUCUGAAAGCUUAAGAUGCUUUCUGGGCAGCAAAGAUCAGCUUGCAGUUGUCAUUCUUUGGGAAAGCAACGUGGGACUCAAAACGCUCAUCGGACUUGUACAGUUUUCAUUCUCUCUUUAUAGCCACCUCUUUCUUGUCUCCAAAUGAGUGCCUGCCUCCAAAGAGAGUUUGUAAAUUGCUAUGUGGCAGGAAAACUGCUGUAAGAAACAGAACAAAACCCCAGUCAUCUAAGAUGAAAGAAAGCACACGGGCAUCUUUCUUUCAAAUUAAGGUGGUUCAGAUGUUCUCCAUAACCAUCGUAACCAUAUAUACACCGGGGUGUUUUGUUACAAACAAGCUUUGGAAGAGCCUUACUUAGACCAUAGAAUCUAGGAUUGGAAGAGGCCUCGGAGGUCUUCUAAUCCAGCCCUCUGCUCAAGGCAGGAGACCUUAGACCAUCCAACUCAAAUGGUUGUCCAGUCUUAUGUUUGAAAACCUCCAGUGUUGGAGCACCCACAAUUCCACAGGAGCAAGUUAUUCCAUUGAUUAAUUGUUCUCACAGUCAGAAAAAAAAAUCAGAAUAAUGGUGUCUGCAGCUGCAGCCCCUGUCAGGCAUCUUUCCAGGUAGGAGUCCCUAACCAUAAAACUUCCUCAAUAGUGCAAACCCCUUCAACAACUUUGCCACAAGAACUCAUGCACAGAUGCAGACUUCAUAGAUCACCAACUAGCAUGUAAGCCAGAAGAGAAUCAGUUCAUAAGAAUGAUUAAACAAAGGGGCAUGAGUGAGUAAGGAAAGGUACCAUCAAUCCAGAUAAUUCUGUUUUAGAGUCAAGUGUAGACUUUCCUGUGUAUGCUGGUGGCGGUUUUGGAAUGAAAACGCAAUGACAAAUAGCUGUUUUCGGCACUUAUGACUAAUGUGGUAGGAAAACGUUGGGUGAGCUGGUUGGGUUUGCUGGAAUAAGUAGCUUUAUAUUGUCUUUGUGCAGUUUGGCUUGGAGUCAGAAUUUGCAGGAGUUAGUGUUGAAAGAUGCCAGCAUAAGAAUAUGAAGGAUGGGCAGGUAUGUUUUUAUAAGAAUCCAAGACCUUGGAUCUCAUUUCUUUCUUUUGCUCCAUCAGCCAAGCUAAUCAGAUUAUUUCUACAUCUCCCACUCUUGGUGCAAGGUUCUGUUGAGAUAAUUAAUAGAGGAGCUUUUAAUGCAGAAUAGCAUUAGAUCAGGGGACGUGCUCUGCAUGAAAAUUGAGGUGUGCCAUUCAUUUAUUUAAAGAGCCACAGACACUCCAGAUAGGCUUAGCAAAUUUUUACCAAACGUGGAGGACCUGCCUGUUCAAAACGUUUGGCCAUUUCACUUAAAAAGCCCAAAGCCUCCAAUUUUCAGGCAACAGGAUGCGGACAAGUGCAUGUGCAAAAGUUUUUUUUUUUUUUUUUUUACAAAAAAAGCAGAAUUGUUAAUGUGCCUUUGUGUCCUUUAUGAAAUGCAUCACACUAAUGUAAAUGAAUGGUCUUCAGCUGGAGCCAUAAUGAGGAAGUAAACAGCAUCGAAGUGGCAGUUGUCAUUCAAAUGAUUGAAACCCUGCCCCUUUUUGGUACACGAGAUCAGGGGUGUGCUUCAAAAAUUUUAGCAAGGGGUUCUCUGCCCGGUUGCUGGGUGGGCAUGGCCAUGGUGGGCGUGGCCUAGUUGGCCUCCUGCACCAUGGCGGGGUGGUGGUUGUGUUUUUGCCCUCCCCGGGUUCUGGAGGCUUUCCUUGAGCCUCCGAGAGAGCGAAAACUGCCUCCCCAGGCUCCGGAGGCCCUCUGGAGGCCAGAAACAGGCCCUUUCCAAACUUCCGGUAGGCCCGUUUUUCGCUCUCCCCAAGCCUCCAUAUGCACCCUACACUUACCUGCAUCCAAAACGGGCUGUGUGGGGAUUCCCGGGAGGGGCGGGGUGGGCCGGGCCAGCCAGGAAUGGGAUUUGGAGGUUCUCUGAACUGCACAGAAUUAAUUAGAGGUUCUCCUGAACCCCUGCGAACCCACAGCAGCCCACCCCUGCACGGGAUGCAUAAAGCACAUUUUAAAAAAGAGAGGGCUUCAGGUGCCUGGUGGCACUCAUGAUUUUGAUCCCCUUCCUCAUGAAACUCUGGAUUUCAGGCCAUGAAUCUUUUUUUUUCUUUUUUUCUAAUUACUUUUAGUCCUGUCAACAAAGAGCAUUAGUCACUGUCUUGAUAGAUGCAGUAAAGGAAGACGAUUCUUCUAGGUCAGGAUAUUGAUUGAAUUAGCCAAGGGAAAGAAGAUCCGUUGGUUCACAGAAUAGAUAUAGAGAUGAUGCAUUCCUUCUGGGGGGAAAAUGGGUGAAAAAGAAGCAUCAGUAUGAACGGAAACUCAGGCCAAUACUUUUAGGUAUAACAUGGCAGCUUACAUUAUUUCAUGCAUCUUCCAGUUUGGUAUGGGAAUGUGGUGGCUCAGUGGAUAAGAUGCUGAGCUUGUCGACUGAAAGGUCGGCAGUUCAGUGGUUCGAAUCCCUAGUGCCACGUAACGAGGUGAGCUCCCGUUACUUGUCCCAGCUUCUGCCAACCUAGCAAUUUGAAAGCACGUAAAAAAUGCAACUAGAAAAAUAGGGACCACUUUGAUGGGAAGGUAACAGUGUUCUGUCCGCCUAGGGCAUCUAGUCAUGCAAGCCACAUGACCACGGAGACGUCUUCGGACAGUGCUGGCUCUUCGGCUUCGAAACGGAGAUGAGCACCGCCCCUAGAGUUGGGAACAGCUAGCACAUAGGUGCGAGGGGAACCUUUACCUUUACCAGUUUGUAUUUUCUGGAUUUUUUUUUUUUGCCCAAAUGUCACAUUUCAAGACUUUUUGGGAAGAAGAGAAAGGAAAGACCAUGGCCAUCAGUGAGACCUGCUGUUUUGGAUGCAGUCUCUUCCUUUUUUGGGGGAGGAGAAAGGGGGGGAUUUAAAGCUUUUUCCUCCUCAGUGAACUCUGGGGAAAGUGAAAUGACCCCACUCCAGAAGUAGCAGCCAAAUAUAGUAGGGCAAAGAGAUAAAGAGAUAUGGAAACAUUCAGACGGAAGAUGAAUGUGUAUCAUAACAUAAAGUGUUAAUCAAUGUAAUCCCAAAUGGGUGAUUGGACAGAAAGUUCUUUGCAAGAGCUAAAUUGAGAAACAUCUUAGGUGACAGAGCAAGAAUUGAUUAAAAAGAAAAAAAAAAGACUAGAUUUUGCUUCCAACUUAGGUGCCUCUUAGAAGACCUAAGACAUUACUUUUCAAGUACUCCAAGAAAGUUUGAGAGGGCAAUCCUAGAUAUUUGUAGCUAAACACAAUGAUAAUGUAUGUGAUGAUUUUUGUUACUGAUCCCAAGGUCCGAGGCAAAUAUGUAAGUCAUAGGUAAGUCAAGCAUUGUCAGAUACUACAUGUUUCAUCACUUGAUGCUAUCUAUGUAUGAAGCCAGUGUGGAAAAGUAAGAAUGGAAUUGGUUCAAUAUAUAUCGUAUUUUUUGGAGUAUAAAAUGCACUUUUUUCCCUCCUAAAAGAGGCUGAAAAUUUGGGUGCAUCUUAUACUCUGAAUGUAGCUUUUUCAAAGCUUUUUUUCAGCCCUGACGAGGCGCUAGCGAGUGAAGCGAUCUUUGCCUGCUCCCUCCGACUCUCAGCUCUGCUUUAGAAGCUUUUUUUCAGUGAAGCGAUCUUCCGUGUUUUGCCUGUUCCCUCCGACUGUCAGCUGUGAAGUUUUUUUCCAGCCCUAAGGAGGCACUAGCGAGUGAAGCAAUCUCCGUGGCUUGCCUGCUUUUCUCAUUGCUUCUCUCUCCAAAGAUCAAUUGUGCUUUAGAAGCUGUUUUUUAUCCCCAAGCAGGAGAUAAAAACCAGCAAACGAAUGUGCUGAAGCUGACCAGGCUAAAGACACUAGCCAGAUGAAUAUCUGGUAGGCAGAUUUUUUUCCCCCUAUUUUCCUCCCCAAAAACUAAGCUGCAUCUUAUACACCGGUGCGUCUUAUACUCCGAAAAAUACAGUAGUUAAGAGACAAUCAUCAGAGGCCCAGGUAUAACAUGUAGUUGUGCCAGAUUCAACUAAGUCAGCAGAAUGGAAUUAUCGAAAGGUAGAACAGAUGGGUAGAACAGAAACAGAAGGGCCGUCCUUUUUCGUUUCCUUCCUCCUGUGGAUGUGAAGUGAAGAUGAAGAUUGAUUAAUGGGACUAGCAACAUGUAGUGUCUUGCGUUUAAAGCAAAGACAGAUGCGAUGUGUGCUUUUGCAGAGUUUGUACAGCUAGAGCAUUAAAAGGGCUAAGCCUGGAGUACAAUUUCAUAUAAGUACAGAAUAUGGGAGCUUGGAGAAAUAUUCUGCUGGUGGAAAGUCACAUUUUUCAUUGUGAAAAAAGAAGAAGUUCUAGCUUUAAUGAUUGGUGAACUUUAAAUGGUAUACUUGGAAAUAUCUUUGAAGUUGAAGACCACAUAUCUUAAAGUUGCCAAGGUUGAGAAACUUUGGUGUAGAAGUUUCCCCUCUCAGUAAACCCUUGGGAAUUUCUCAAUACAGUGGUACGUCGGUAUUCAACUGCUUCAAAACUCAUCAAAUUUGGUACCCAGAACCAAACAGAACAGAAUAACAGAGUUGGAAGGGACCUUGGAGGUCUUCGAGUCCAACCCCCUGCUCAGGCAGGAAACCCUAUACCAUUUCAGACAAAUGGUUGUCCAGUCUCUUCUUAAAAGCUUCCAGUGUUGUAGCAUUCACAACUUCUGGAGGCAAGUUGUUCCACUGAUUAAUUGUCCUAACUGUCAGGAAAUUUCUCCUUAGUUCUAGGUUGCUUCUCUGUUCUGACCUAGGCUUCCCCAACAGCAUGAAGCCGAGGACUCGUCCCGAUAAACCCCUUUUAUUUAAUUUACAGUGAAUUCCUCUCCAGCAAUGUCUUUCCUCUCCCACAGUCUUUCAAGAUAGUUCACAAUUACCGAGGGUGGACAGGAAGUCGGCCAUGCUGGGAAGGUCACUGACAAAGAAAAAAGGAUAGGCAGAAAGUUUUUCCCAGCCAAAACAAAGGUCAUAUGGUAAGUCACCUGAUUUAUUUGGCACUUGUAUUUUUUAAUACCCGUCGUACCUCCCAGAACCAAUUAACAUUGAAUACUGCGGUACCAGUGUAAUGGGAUGUACUUCUAAUUGGAGAAACCCUCUUUUUGGUGGGGUUGAUUAGCUAAUGCUAAUACCUUUAAAAGGUUUGAAGAGGCACAUUGUGAUGCAAUUCUCAUGUAUCAUAUUCUCUCAAGGAAAACAAGGUGAAGGGUUUUUAUAUAUAUAUAAAAUUUUAUUAGAAAGCAAGGUGCUUUUUUCAGGGCGAUUGAAGCUGAAUAACCUGUGUGGUGCUUAUUUUCAAGAUAUGUAUCUAUUUGUAGGUGAUAGAGCAAGGGAGGCCACUUUUAAAGAAUGGUUAUAUUUGAAAUGUCUAUUUCACAUCUUCUUUUACAAUUUCAUUACAGCCAGUCAGUUUUGAGCAUAACAUUCCCCAGUUUUGCAAUCUUCAGAUAUGUUGGCAUUACAGUGCCUAAAAUUCUGAACCUGCUGGUUAUAAGACCUGGGAGCUGUAGUUUCACUGUCUCUGGAAAUGGUCAGAGUUGGAAAUGACUGUUUCUCAGAUUCCAUGAGAUGUUUGUUGUUUUUAAGUUCAAAUCUUUAAUACAAUCUUUGACCAUCUUUUACAAUAAAAAAAUACAGUUUGACAUAACAAUUCAUUAUUAGGAAAGGGGAAGAAACAACAGGGCUAUAAAUUGAUAUAUCUAACUGAAAGUUUUGCACAGUUGUAUACCUUGGUGAAGAUAUUUGGCCAUCUGAAAUGCAAGUAUGUGGUUAGCAUCCCUUAAAAAAAUAAUAAGCAUAAAAUUUAUCAGUGUGGGUCUCAUAUUUGGAAGUGAUUGAGGCAAUCAGAGGACAUCUUGGAGUAUCAUUAAAAAGCACCCUGAAUGAGGUCAUGGGUUUCCUCCUCCUUGAAUCAACAAGGGCAAAGUCUCUCCGAAUUAAGGACUCCCAUGAAAUCUUCCAGCCAGUAGAGCUGAUGGGAGGGAACCAAAGCAGGCUCUGGAAAAGGCCCAUCUAUAUUUGCUUUGGGUUAGAUUGUAUAGAAGGGUGUGAUGGCUCAGCAGUUAAAGACACUGAGUUUUGUCAGCUGGAAAGCUGACAGCCUGUGUUCGAGAUCCACGUGCCACACGACAGGGUGAGCUCUUGUUACUUGCCCCAGCUCCUCCCCACCUAGCUGUUCGAAAGAAUGCAAAUGUGAGUAGAUAAAUAGGUACCACUUUGGUGAGAAGGUAAGAGUGCCCUCUGCAUCUCAGCUUAUAGUCAUGCUGGCCACAUGACCACGGAAAUGGUCUUCAGACAACACUGGCUCCCUCGGCUAAGAAAUGGGGAUGAGCACUGCCCCCUACAGUCAGAUACAACUUGGCAGGGGAAAACUUUUAUCUUUACCUAGGUUGUAGAGAUACCCUGCAGUAGAAGACUGGUGUCUGUCUCACAUUUGGCGAUAAAGAGCACCGCUGGUAUCAUUUUGAUGAUCAAUGUCCCUGAUUCUCUCUUGUGCUAUUGAUUUGGCUUUCUCCGGGGUUAAAUGGUAUAAAUAUUCAGGAGAGAGAUCAAAACUACAAAGUUUUGCUGGACAGAAAUGGUGCCAAUGAGAUUGGCAGCUGUCUGACAACAGCAGAGGCAUCAAGUCUGCAGGGUCAAACAUACUCUGGUUUCUCUUCAGCUGGUAUAAAUCUUUUUGUCUUUGAAAGGCAUUUAAAAAGAACAACCACCAAUGAAAUAACCAACUAAAUAGUCUAAAGAUCAACUUGUCUGUUGUGCAAGAACUGAUCUACACUGUAGAAGUACUUAACUUUACAAACAGGAUAUGGUCCAACACAGAAAGAGAGGCACUCAUUUCACUUGUGAGUCUAUUUUAAAAGCUCUUUUUUAUGUUACUGCUCCUACUCAGAAUACCGACAUUAUUCCAUGGGUAAGAUAUCGGUUUCUGAACACAGAAUCCAUUGCUUUCAUUAUCGCAUCACCUGAGCUGCUAUUUUGAGAGGUGUUACCAGAGCUUACAUUUCCUGACUCAAAAGUACAUACCGUAAGAGCUUCUAAAUGAGUCACUUCUUCCCCUGUGGCUUAACUUGAAGUCUCGGGAAGAAUAUUCCAGUCCUCAAAUCCAUCUUUUCUACACACACCUCUUUUACCAUGGAGAGGCUGAUGGGAUGAAGACAGGAGAUCUCUUUAGCUGUUCAAAUCAAAAUUGUUCUAUAAGUUCCAGUAUAAAAGAUUGAGGAACUUGUGCUUCUCCCUUGUAUACAUUAUUGGACACCAUUUCCCAUUAUCUCCGGCCAGCAUAGCCCAUGAUGGCAAGAUGUAAGUGUUCCCACAUCCUCCGUUGCAUUUUCCUAAAUAGGAACGUCCACAAGGGAAUUAUUUAUGGUCCAGUUGAUAAUUCCAUUAGAAAGUUUUCCUGAUGGAGGUCACCAAAUUUAGUCAAGUAAUGAUAUGAGGAUUGAUUGGGAAUGAGAUGGGUCUAUGGAUAUAUUUGUUUGACCUGUUGUCUUGAAACAAACAAUUCUGCAUUGAGGAAGAAAUAGUUCUAAAAGAAAAACACACACUUUGUUUUAAAGAAUUAUGAGUCACAUCACUUUGCAAGAACCAUUCUUGUCUCUUCAGCUAUUAUCAGGAAAAUACCUCUUUUAAGAAAGCAGCUGCCACCUGCAUGCAUAUACACACACUAUAUGGUAUUAUCCAUUAUGCUCGAGUUUUCUUGCAUUUUAGGGGGAAAAAAACCAUAUUUCAAAGAUUUAAGUGUACCUAUUAGAACGCCAGUCCCUCAGCUGGAAAUGAUAGAUGUGUAUAAGAAGAUAGAAUGGAUCCUCUAUGAAUGUAGUCACAAAGUGGAAGAAAUAAGAGUUUUUUUCCUGUUUGGAAACUGUCCAGAGUACAAGAGAUGAGAGAGUUUGGGAUUUGGAAAUAACACAGAUAAAUAAUACAGAGCCUGGUCAACACAUUUUAAGACAGGCAUUGACCAAAUGGAGAUGAUGUUCACCAGAAUGAAGGAAAGUUUUUUGAAAAGUCCUGUGAAGAAUAGUUGAAAGAAUUGCCUACAUUUAAUCUGAAGGGGAAAAAUAACAAGAAGAAGAGAGAUCAAGAGGGGGUGGGGGGGAAAGGACUUGCACGGCACUUAGAUGCCUCACAAAUAAUAAAGACUAAAUUGUAGACUAUAAAACAGGGGUCUCCAACUUUGACAUCUUUAAGACUUGUGGACUUCAACUCCCAGAGUUCCUCAGCCAGCAAGUCUUAAAGUUGCCAAGGUUGGAGACCCUGUUAUAAAAGAUACGACAGAUAAACUUCAAUUCUACCUUACAAAACACAGAUCAUCAUUACCGCCAAUGAAGCUGAAUGACAAGGAAGCAAAUUUUGGGAAGAAAUUUCUUGAGGGAUAUAGCAAUAACAAUAACACUUAGACAUAUAUACGGUAUAUCGUCCCUUAAUGUUUUACGGCACUCCCUGAGCAAUUUACAAUGUCAGCAUAUUGCCCCCAAACAAUCUGGGACCUCAUUUUACCAACCUUGGAAGCAUGGAAGGCUGGGUCAGUCCUGAGCCUGUCAGGAUCGAAUUCCAGACUCUGAGCAGUUUGAAGGGAAAUAUUUGCCUGCAGUAUGGCAUUCUAACCACUGCGCCAGGAGGGCUCCUAUGAGAUUUCUCAAGAAUGUUUGGUUUCAAAGAUUGAAGGAGGGAAUGUACAGACAUUUUUUUGAGAAUGUUGCAGUGCUUGCACAGGAAAAGGGACUUCUAGGUUAUCAUCUCUGACUCAAAAUGAUUUGAAGAUGCGCUGUUAUGAUAUCAAAUGGGGGAAAACUCCAUCUUAAAUGUGAGAUAGUUUGCAAUUUCCAACUCAACACACCUGCCCUAGAGAAUAAUGCAGGGGUCUCCAGUCUUGUAAUUUUAAAACCCGUGGCCUUCAACUCCCAGAAUUCCUGAACCAGCCAUGUUGGCUGGGGAAUUCUGGGAAUUGAAGUCCACAAAUCUUAUUGGAGAGCCCUGGAAUAAUGGGCGCACAUAGGAAUGGUGCGCUCACCCAUUUAUGUUAUGCAGAUGAAUAAGUAAAAGCAACAUUAUUGAGUAGAUUUCUUUCCUAAGGAAGGAACAACAUGGCAACAGAUAUACAGCUAAAGAAUCCAGCUGUGUUUCCAUUUUAAGAGAACAACUAAUCAUGGCCACAAUGUUUUAAGAUUUUCUGACCUCUUCUUGUUCCAUCUUAACGGAACUGAUCUUUCCAAAUUCCUGUAUGACAAGGACUCAAACUGCCCUUCUUCAAAUAUUGUAUAAAAAGCAGCGCUCGGCUUUCUGUUAGCUAUUGCAUUUCACCAAGUGUUGCAACACUGUUUAUGAAAUUUAAAUGUGUAUUUUGAAAAGAAAAUGUACAUUUUAAAUCUAUUUUGAAAAGAAAUGUGUAUUUAAGUACAUAUUUUGAGAAGAUUUUUUUUUUUACAAAAAGCCCUGCAAAUCAGUGCAUACGUGGAAUAGGAUCCUAAAUUUAAAAAAAAAUGUGAAAUUGGCAUGAAACGGAAAUAAAAGAUUGUCUAUUUGUAUUGACUCUGUGCUAAUAAUGGGAUAGAGGAAUACUCCUUCUUUAAGUAACUUGUUGAUUUGCUUCAUUCAUAAAUUAUCACUGACGAAAGAAAUCGAUUUAAUUGGAGCAGGGACCAGCUGGUCGGUCAUGUGAUUCUGUUAGGCUGACGUAACCUGUGAAAAUGCAGGGGGAAAAAAGAAUUUCCAGGGAUGAGUAAAACACAGAGCUGAUUUUGUCUGUGAAUAUAAAUGUCAAAUGCCUUCAUUUUCGAUCAAUCAGUUGCUGUAUCUCAUCAUUCGGUCACCUUGUAUCCUUUGGUCCACCGCAGUGUGAAAACUCAAUGUUUCUUUCGUACUUAAGGAAAAGUUCAAAAGUCAACAUAUUUACAUUCCAAAUCAGGUUCAUGUUGCAGGACAUUUAAUUUUUCAAAAAGUGGUUUUUGUUUUCCCUCACUCAACAAGGGCAAGCGUUUCUUUUUUUAAAAAAAAAUCCAAAGUGCUCUCAAAAGCAUCAACUCUUCCUCCAAAAUGCUCAUCCUGUCUAUAAAUGUGUACAGAGAUCUUUGUAUAUAGAGAUAAACAUUAUCCAUAUUAAUAACAGUGUACAUAUUUAUCAGUAUUACAAAUUCCAUGGUGCUCCCCCCUUCCUUCUUAUUAAGAAGUCAGUGAAAUAAAGCAUUUUCAACUGAAGACAAGGGCCACCAAAAUGUUAUCCUUUGGGGUCUGUUGUUGGUUUGCUGUGGCUUUCAUGAACACUUUUGCAAGAAGGUCCAUGUAGCAGAUGGGUUAAACAUUGACUUGUGUCUUUUGGCCCUACUUUGGGGCAAGCUCUUCAUCAGCCACUAGAAAUGCCUUACGAGCAAAGUUGCUUGUUCCAUCAACUUUGAGAGGUGAAGAAGAGAGAGAAGUCCAUAAUAGGAAACAGGGUUCCACAGGAGAUGCCAAUCUUCCCUUCCCACCAUCUCUGGGGCAGUAUAUGUUGUUUUUUUUUCUUUUAUUGAUCUUUCAAGGCAAUGUUUGACAAAUAAAAUAAAAUACAUGUUUGGAAAUGAC
Messenger RNA from Pantherophis guttatus, 15546 nucleotides. RefSeq names its product protein tyrosine phosphatase receptor type U (gene PTPRU). The record is from RefSeq and is a predicted model, not a curated record. Gene Ontology annotation, biological process: protein dephosphorylation. Gene Ontology annotation, molecular function: protein binding; protein tyrosine phosphatase activity. Lineage: Eukaryota; Metazoa; Chordata; Lepidosauria; Squamata; Colubridae. Gene Ontology annotation, cellular component: membrane.